Messenger RNA from Ostreobium quekettii, 2487 nucleotides. Lineage: Eukaryota; Viridiplantae; Chlorophyta; Ulvophyceae; Bryopsidales; Ostreobiaceae. The record is from the annotation of a GenBank genome assembly.
AUGGAGACCCCUCCUGUGUUUGCUGAUGUCUCGGACACCCCCAUGUUUCGGCAACGGGCUGCUGAGCUUCAGCACUCCGUGGACACCUUGAAGGAAGGGUGCGGCAAACUCGCCAAAGAGGCAAUGAAAUAUUGCGAAGAGCUGGAGGGCUCAGCAAAAGUAAAUGAGGGCUUCAGCAGGGCGCUGGUGGCGUUUUGCUCCGCUGGGAAUGAAGAUCAGGGAGAGUUGAUAGGCCAGAACGAGUUCAGCAAGUUCAGUUUGGUCUUUAGUGAGCUUGCAGAUUUGACGAGGGCAUUGCAGGGUGAGAUGGUUGAUGCUCUGGUUGAGCCACUGAGAAAUGAGUGGGUAGGCCAACUUUGCACCGAUGUCUGUGAAGAGAAAAAGCAGCUUGACAAGAAGACAACUGCGUACGACCUUGCCAAGACAAAAUACCUUGGACUGCGAAAAGUCACGAAAAAGGAUGUUGUUAAGAGGACAGAGGAGGAGCUCAGCAGGGCGAAAGGGGAGGCUGAUGAGGCCAGGUAUUGCAUGGCGCGCAAACUGACAGAGGUUGAGCUCCGGAAAAGCCAUGAAUUCUUGGGCAUGAUGGCUACUUGCAUGGAAAGUCAACUCCAGUUCUUUGAGAAAGGAUACACCCUACUAAAGGAAAUGCAGCCCCUCAUUUGGACAAGCAAGGAGAUGGUCAACAACAGGCAAAAGAAGAUGACUGCAAGCACGGAAUUGCUGGAGAGAAGGAUAACUGCCCAUCAAGAGCAGGAACGUAACCGUGCAGAAGUGGUUGCUGAUUCUGUGGAGAUGUCUGAGCCCUCCACUGCUGGGCCACUUCAGAUGUCGGCUGACAUGAUGGGCAUGGUGACAGAGGUGGAGAUGUUUGUCCGUGCUUCUCUUGGCUCCCAAGGAAAGCAGAUCACCGCCAUAAAGCAGGGCUACUUGUCAAAGCGCUCUUCAAACAUGCGUGGUGACUGGAAGAAGAGAUUCUUUGUCCUUGACAGUAUGGGCAUUCUGUACUACUACACCAGCAAGAGUACGCUGUUAUCUUUGACUAAGCGUGAAAUGACAAAGAAAGGCGCCUGCCUGGUUACAUCCUCUGUGAAGCCGUAUGAGGAAGAGGAUCUUCGAUUCUGCUUCAGUGUGGUGUCUCCAGAGAGGUCAUUGCAUUUGCAAGCAGAAAGUGAAUUGGAAAAGCAGGAGUGGAUUGUUGCCAUUCAGAGCGUUAUUGCUUGCUACCUUCAGAACAGCCCUUUGGAUGGAAAGGCUUUCUCAGACAGUGACAUAAUGCUCCCCACGCACACUCGUGACUCAGUGGCCCCAGAAGAAAAGGCAGGCCUGGCUGCAGCAGCAAAGAGCUUUACAGAACAUGGCCCUAUGUCGCCGCAGUCCUCAGAAUUUGUGGGAUCAUUUGCUGGCGAUGGUGGCGGUGUGGGACCGGCCCAUACUUCCACAGGGCAUGACCCAAGGGCCUCUGUGUCUCUUGAUGGCGGUGAGCCACCAUUUGAAAUUUUGCGGCAUGUGCCAGGCAACAAGAUUUGUGCUGAUUGUGGAGCUGCUGACCCUGAGUGGGCAUCACUGAACCUGGGUGUACUGAUGUGCAUCGAGUGCUCUGGGAUCCAUCGACAGCUGGGGGUGCAUAUUUCCAAGGUUCGCAGCUUGAAGCUUGAUGUGAAGGUGUGGACGGAUUCGCUCAUUCAGCUUUUCCAGCAGCUGGGAAACGAGUUUGUUAACAGUGUCUGGGAAUCGAGAAACAGUGUCGACCACACAGAGUCAUGGGUUUGGUGUGAGGAUUCAGACGAUGAGGGAGAGGGGCACCACAGCUAUCCUGCUGGACCACUGCCUCUGCCUAACCCUGGCACACCUGGGGCACAAUUUUUCGAUGCGAAUGAAGGUUGCUUCAAGCCAACAAGCUCAAGCAGCAAAGAGGAGAAAAAGCGUUAUGUUGUGGAGAAAUAUGUGAAGCAGCGCUAUGUUGAAAAAAUCAAUCACCAUUCUGCAGACCACAUGUUGUGGCAAGGAGUUGCAAAGAUUGAUGUCAGGACUGCAUAUCGAGCACUGAUGGGUGGGGCCCAUGUAAAUUCCCCCAACACAACCGAUGACGGGUUCAAACUUGUGGGUGACAUGGAGCACAAAAUGGCGAAGGCAAUGAACAGGGAAUUAAUGCUUCCUGACGCUGCUUAUUCAGAACCGCUGGAAAUGGCUGCUGCUGGUGCUGGUGUUAUUCUACUUGCCUGCAAGGUCGGAUCGGUACCAAUCUUGGAGCUGUUGCUACUGAAUGGAGCAGAUCCAGAAUUUGAGGAUGCCUACAAUCGACGAGGCUUGCAUUAUUGCCUAAUGUACAACUGCAAGGACGCUGCAAGGUUGCUCCUUGAGAAAGGAGCACAGAGAGAUGCGACAGACUGCCUUGGGACAAGUCCUAUGGAUAUUGCCCACCAUCUCGGAGACGGAGAGGGUAUUGAGUUGCUGGGGAUGCAUCUGAGGGGACAGAGAGUAUAG